Molecule: messenger RNA, 1840 nt
Organism: Haliotis rufescens (red abalone)
Lineage: Eukaryota; Metazoa; Mollusca; Gastropoda; Lepetellida; Haliotidae
Product: suppressor APC domain-containing protein 2-like
Exons: 7
Coding region: 58-1506 (482 amino acids)
Source: RefSeq, a predicted model, not a curated record
GAAAGCAGAUGAUGGCUCCAGGUGAACGGAAGAAAUACUGACCAAUUUAUUUUCAAAAUGUCGGUAUCGGACAAUACAGAGACAAUUGACGGGCUUCCCAAGCAGUUUAUUUCAUCUUUGAGGAUACUUUUUGAGAUUCUGGACGAGAAUCGGAGCGGAUAUGUUCGUUUGUGUGACAUCGAAUCGAGGUGGAGCGAAAAUGGAGUCAAAGGCUUACCCACAGGUGUCGUUGAAGCUUUGAGAAAAGUCACCCCGUCUGACGGUUUAUUGAGCUUUAGUAAGUUUGUGGCCGGUCUAAGAUUAGCGUUAUUGAAACAUAAGCCUGUCACAAGCCUCAGCGGAAAGGAGAAUCGUGGCCCGGGUCACCACAUCCCACGGGGUGACGCCCCUAGGGGGAGGGGGGACGCACCCCCACGAGGACACUCCCAACCCCCACCCCAAAUCACGAGAAGCUAUCCGCCACAAGCCCCUCCAGCAACAGCUGCAGUUAAACCUAAUAAUGCUGCAAAUACAAAUUUUAGAAGGGGCUAUGGACACCCAUCUCACAGUGAAAACAUUUACAGCAGUGCACAUGAGUUGUAUAGGGUGCCCCAAAGACCCGACCGGCCAACUCAGUAUAGGAAAUCUACCGAUUUGGCACCCCCAGACGUACCGCCGAGGGAGAAGUCGAAAGGGGGACGUGUAUUGAAUGAACUUAAAAACUGGCAGCGAGAACGUUCAAGUGCUGAGCCAAGAGAUCCGAGAUUACAAACCAACACUGAUAAACUAGCACCCACUAACAGCAGAGUCGACCAGUAUGCUAUAUAUGCUAAAGAUUCUACCAAUGAGGUAGCCCCGGAAAGAUUAAACAGAGCCAACAUUGAACAGUUUCAACGAAAAAAUGCCGAAGAAUCCGGCAAAUCCUCCGUCCACCCCUCUGUCCAGUCAAGCUCCGCCCUUCCAUCUAAUACAGCCGAGGCUCCACAGAAGCCAGUGCGCAGGCAGAACUCGGCUCGACGACACACACUCUCCAGUGGGCUCGACUACAAUGCUAUCAAGAGGAUGAAGCAGUUCGAGGAGGAGCGGGACAUGCUCCUGCAGGGACUGGAGGCAGUGGACACAGCUCGGGAGUGGUACCGCAAACAGAUCUCCGCCAUUCAAGACAAGCAGAAGUACCUCGGCAAGGCCGCGUUCAAUGAACACUCUCUGGAGGCCCACCAGGAGCGGAUGAACUUCCAGAAGGCCAGGAUCGUGGAGGUGAACCAACAGCUCCGGACUCUCACGGACAGCUCGGAGAAGGGCUUCCCGCUUCACAUGAACCUGGCCAUGGGUCCGACGGCCAACCUGCGCAUGAACAACAGCUCGGUGAAGAUGCUCAAAGACCAGAACAGACAACUCACCAAGGAGGUGAGCCAGAAGAGUGACAAGAUAACGCAGCUGGAGCAGGAGAAGUCCACCCUCAUCAGGGAGCUGUUUGAAUCCCGCUCCAAGCACAAGACCAACUACGACGACACUACGUUCAUGUAGACAACACACAAAAGUCAGCUGCUUGUGACAUUCAAGGAACUGUUACAACCCUUACUUUUAAACAAUACUACAAGGGUGGUGAUCAUGCAUAUUAUAUGCAGGAUUGAAACAAAACAUGCAUCACAAGUACUAAAACUGUACGCAGAUCCUAUUUAAUAGGAAAGACAAUCACAUGUUACUCUAGUUUGGUUAAUUAUGAUUAACAAAAUGCAGGUACCGUAUUCGAUGUAAUAAGCGCCCACGGUGACAUUUGCUAAGAUAUUGGCUAGUGAACAAUCCCAAUUAGCACCCCUUCCGAUUGAUCAAUGUUCGCAAGACUUAUUUAUUCGCGUAU